Molecule: messenger RNA, 1746 nt
Organism: Coccomyxa subellipsoidea C-169
Lineage: Eukaryota; Viridiplantae; Chlorophyta; Trebouxiophyceae; Coccomyxaceae
Product: AP2-domain-containing protein
Exons: 10
Coding region: 1-1635 (544 amino acids)
Biological process (GO): regulation of DNA-templated transcription; ethylene-activated signaling pathway
Molecular function (GO): DNA binding; DNA-binding transcription factor activity
Source: RefSeq, a predicted model, not a curated record
AUGGCACUCGCACUGGCCUUGCACGUCUCUUGCCUUCUCUUGGCUGAAGGGGAGGAGGUGCCGACAACAGUGCCAGCGCCAGCCUUCCUGAUGACCGGGUGGCCGGUCCAGUCAGCAGUCCAGUCGGCGGUCCAAUCAGCCGCGGCGGGCAGCUUGAGCCGCAGCCUGGCCUCCUCGGGGCCCAUGGCCAUCCCCCAGCAGCGUUCUCUGCCUCCCCUUGCCCCUGCAGCCUCCUCCCUCAACGGCAACAGCCCAGGCGUGGGUUCUCUGCCGCUCGGCAUGCCGGCGGAGCUCUUCGCAGGCGCGUCGGGGAUGUCGCUACCACAGCUGCAGCAGGGGGGGCCGGCGUUGUUCGGGGUAUCCCCCAGCGGCAGCGGGGGGACCGGCGGCCUGCAGUCCAUCGAGCUGUUCCAGCGCAGCGGCCUGCGGCCCCUCGGCGGCUCACUGCCCCUUCACCUACCCCGCUCCGGCCUUUACGGGAUGUCGAACCUGCACAUUGCGCCGCUGGACCUCGGCUCAUCCGUGGCCGGCAAUGGCGGCUCGUUGGGCCCAGUCUCCAGCAGCGUUGACUCUGAGGCCACCUUCAGCGACGCCCUGUUUGGCUCCAGCGCCCCAUCUCCCUCCACCGUGCUCCCCAUCCACCACCCGCAGCAGCGCAUGAAGAGCCCGUUGUCGGAGGCGGCCAGUGGAGAGGAGAAGGGUGGGCGGCCACGCUCCACGCUCUCCAGCCAGCUCGCAGCCGGCGGCCGCAAGGGCUCCGCCGCAGGCAUCACGAAGAAGAUCGCCGGCGUGACAGGGGCGGGAAAGGUGAAUGGCGUUGCGAGCAAGGCGGCGAGCGGACCCGUCAAGUACCGCGGCGUGCGGCAGCGGCCCUGGGGCAAAUUUGCGGCAGAGAUCAGGGAUCCAUCCAAGGGGUCGCGACUGUGGCUGGGCACGUUUGACACGGCGGAGGAGGCUGCGUUGGCGUACGAUGCGGCCGCGCGGCGAAUCCGCGGCGACGCAGCCAUCACCAACUUCCGCCCGGGCGAGGGUCCCUCCACGCCCGUCAACCUCGACUUCCUCGCAGCGGCAUUGGGAGGGGAGGAGAGCGACGCGCCGAGCGAGGGGAGCGACCCGAAGGACGCCAGCCGUAUCGCUGGCAUUGGCGGUUUCGUGGCGGGCAGCAGCGCUCCGGCGGCGUUCCCUGCAGCCGCCAGCAUGGCCAUGCACCUGACGCGGUCGGUGCGCGCGGCCGGCGCCGGGUCCAGCCCCGUGGCCGCCUUCAGCGCUGCCGUGCAGCCGCUCACGCCGCCCGCCUCCGCGCUCAGGCACGGAGCUUCCGCGGACGGCCAGGCGCCGUUCGCGAGCAGCGAGUCGGCAGACGCGAGCGGGGACUCGGCCGGCGGUGCGAUGGACGAGGACGACCUGUUUGUGGGCGCCAUGGAUAUUGAUGACGGUGGCAACGUAGCCGGGCCAAAUCUGGCGGUGGCCGGGAGGCAACGCCGCACAAUUGGCGAUGACGAGGAUAUGAGCGAGGUUGCCGAGAUCAUGCUCAACCUCAAGGUGCAAGAGAGGAACGGCAGGCGCAAAUCUCUGGACCAGGUGACUCCCGCGCAGCGUACCUCCCUCCGACGCAGCCUGCGUGGCAUCGCCUGAGAUGACUCAGCGCUGACCUGGCCCCCACGCCUGAUCUGGCAGCCGCGCUGAUACUGCAACACCCCCUGUCCUGAUCAGGCGCGGGGAGCUACAACAUCGAAGGGGAGUUUU